ACCGCCAGCCCCGGUCCCUGGUGGGCACGACUGCCUGGGCCCGGCUUCAGCCCCUCGUGCCGGUGGAUGCAAAGCUCCGGAGUCCUUGAGUGCGAUCGGCGACCGAACCUGAAUUCUGAGAGCCAUGGACAGAGGCGCUGGGCUGGAGCCCCAGGCGGGAGAGGCGCAGGAAGCGCGCGCCAGGGUAGGAGCUGUCCAAGAGAACUGCGAACCCGAGUCUUUCAGGUCCCAGAGUUUACCCGCUCUGAACAGCGCCUCCUGCCCGCCAGACCCGAGUCCCGAGAGUGAAGAAGGCUCCGAGCCCGCCCCCAGCCAUCAGGAGUUGAAGUCAGACCCCUACCCGCCGGCCCCCAGCCCCUCUGCCCCGUCUACUUCGGCAGAGACGGCAGGACUGGCGGAACGUCGCCACGGGGUAGAAAUUGGCAAAACCAUGUCGGUAUCCUCCGCCCUGGCCAUGCUCCAGGGCAGAAGAUGCCUCUACGUGGUCCUCACCGAUUCCCGUUGCUUCUUGGUUUGCAUGUGCUUUCUGACCUUCAUCCAGGCGUUGAUGGUCUCCGGGUACCUGAGCAGCGUCAUCACCACCAUUGAAAGGCGCUACAGUCUGAAGAGCUCCGAGUCGGGGCUGCUGGUCAGCUGCUUUGACAUUGGGAGCCUGGUGGUGGUGGUGUUCGUCAGCUACUUCGGCGGCCGGGGACGGCGGCCCCUGUGGCUGGCCGUGGGGGGUCUCCUCAUCGCCGUGGGGGCUGCCCUCUUCGCCUUACCUCACUUCGUCUCGCCGCCCUACCAGAUCCAAGAGUUGAACGCCUCCGCCUCCAACUACGGCCUAUGUCAAAACGGCAACUCCUCGGUCAAGAUGGAGCCUCCCACCUGCCUGAAGGACUCGGGCGGCAACGACCACUGGGUCUACGUGGCUUUAUUCGUGUGCGCACAGAUUCUCAUUGGAAUGGGCUCCACACCUAUUUAUACCCUGGGACCAACCUACUUAGAUGACAAUGUCAAGAAAGAAAACGCAUCCUUGUACCUAGCCAUCAUGUAUGUCAUGGGAGCACUCGGUCCUGCAGUGGGAUAUUUACUAGGUGGACUUCUUAUUGGUUUUUAUGUUGAUCCCAGAAAUCCUGUUCACCUUAACCAGGAUGAUCCUCGUUUCAUUGGGAACUGGUGGAGUGGAUUCCUCCUUUGUGCCAUUGCAAUGUUUCUUGUGAUAUUCCCAAUGUUUACUUUUCCAAAAAAGCUUCCGCCUCGACACAAGAAAAAGAGAAAGAAAAAAUAUUCCGCGGAUGCUUCUGGUGAUGAUGACGUUAUGAAGGAGAAACCAGACAGUUGUGAACAAGUGGACAAAACAGUUUCUUCUAUAGGAUUUGGGAAGGAUGUCAGAGACCUACCAAGAGCAGCUGUCAGGAUCUUAAGCAACAUGACAUUCCUUUUUGUGAGUUUGUCAUACACAGCUGAGAGUGCCAUUGUAACUGCUUUCAUUACCUUCAUCCCCAAGUUCAUCGAGUCACAGUUUGGUAUUCCAGCUUCCAAUGCCAGCAUCUACACUGGCGUCAUCAUUGUCCCUAGUGCCGGUGUUGGCAUUGUCCUGGGAGGCUACAUUAUAAAAAAAUUGAAGCUUGGUGCAAGAGAAUCUGCAAAACUAGCAAUGAUCUGCAGUGGUGUGUCUUUACUGUGCUUUUCAACCCUGUUUAUUGUUGGAUGUGAAAGUAUCAAUCUAGGGGGCAUAAACAUCCCCUACACGACAGGACCCUCUCUGACCAUGCCGCAUAGGAAUCUGACAGGAAGCUGCAAUGUUAAUUGUGGUUGUAAAACACAUGAAUAUGAGCCAGUCUGUGGAUCGGAUGGAAUUACAUACUUUAACCCUUGUCUGGCUGGCUGUGUUAAUAGUGGGAAUGUGAGCACCGGGGUGAGUAUAUUUCACAAGCUCCUGUCUGUAAAAGAUGAAGAGAGGCCUUUUGCCCUGGGAAUGCAGUUUGUUUUAUUGAGAACACUUGCAUACAUUCCGACUCCAAUUUACUUUGGAGCAGUUAUUGACACCACCUGCAUGCUUUGGCAACAGGAGUGUGGAGUGCAAGGCUCUUGCUGGGAGUACAAUGUCACGUCAUUUCGUUUCGUCUAUUUUGGUUUAGCAGCCGGCCUCAAAUUUGUUGGCUUUAUAUUUAUUUUUCUGGCCUGGUACUCCAUUAAAUACAAGGAGGAAGAACUUCAGAGGCAGAGGUGGAGAGAGUUCCCUCUGAGCACCGUGAGCGAGACGGUGGGCCACCCCGACAGCGCCAGGAAGGCUGCCCGGACUCGAUCUUGUCCCGCUUUCAGCACCCAGGGAGAAUUCCAUGAAGAGACUGCUCUGCAAAAGGGGAUCCAGUACACAGCGCAGACCUAUCCAGGGCCAUUCCCAGAAGCAAUAAGUUCCUCCCCAGACCUGGGGCUGGAAGAAAGCCCUGCGCCCAUGUAGCCUCCCUCCUGAAGCUUGAAAAUGAAAGACUUUGGUUUUGUUGGUUGAGUUGAAUAUGGCGACUUGAGAAACA
This is a messenger RNA of Odocoileus virginianus texanus, 2519 nucleotides long. NCBI's taxonomy places the organism in Eukaryota, Metazoa, Chordata, Mammalia, Artiodactyla, Cervidae. The record is from RefSeq and is a predicted model, not a curated record.